GAAAAAACAGGAAAAUGAACAAAACAACAUAAUAAGCGACUAGGUUUAGAGUGAGAAAGAAGAUGGAGCAUGAACAACGAAGCUUUGAAAGCUUCUUAACAUGGACAUCAUCACACUUAGGAAUAUCAGAUUCAUCAACAACUACCAAUCAAUCUCAUCACUCUUUGGGUCAUUCUUUAUGCGUUUCUAUCUUUCCUCAUUCUGGCGGUAGAGGUUUGGGUGCUGUGAGAGAUCUUAAAAAGGGAGAACUUAUUCUAAGAGUUCCAAAAUCUGCUUUAUUGACUAGUGAGUGUGUUAUGGAAGAUAAAAAACUUUGUCUUGCUGUUAAUAGACACUCUUCUCUUUCCUCAGUUCAGAUAUUGACUGUUUGCUUGUUAUACGAAGUCGGUAAAGGAAAAACUUCAAGGUGGCAUCCUUACCUCGUGCAUUUGCCGCAAAGUUACGACCUGCUAGCCAUGUUUGGUGAAUUUGAGAAACAAGCUCUGCAAGUUCAGUUUCUGUUAGAAAUUUUAGUUUAUCUCAUUAGGUUAGAUUAUAGUAUCUUGGCUAAUGAUGUUUAUCAGAGCUUCAUAUGUGCUACUACUUAUGUUAUAAAUAAUUCAUCUUGGUGUUAUGGUUAUCAGGUGGAUGAAGCAAUGUGGGUCACAGAAAAAGCUGUACAAAAAGCCAAAUCAGAAUGGAAAGAAGCUCUUGCCUUGAUGGAAGAUCUCAUGUUUAAGCCUCAACUUCUAACAUUUAAGGCUUGGGUUUGGGCCGCGGCAACGAUAUCUUCCCGGACAUUGCAUAUACCAUGGGAUGAAGCUGGUUGUUUAUGCCCUAUUGGUGACUUGUUUAAUUAUGACGCACCUGGAGAGGAGCUAUCUGGUAUCGAGAAUGUAACUGCCUUAUCAAAUGGAGACAAGAGUAUAGAUGUAGACGAAGAGCAGAUCGAUUUUCAUUCACAGAGACUAACUGAUGGUGGGUUUGAGGAAGAUUCUAAUGCAUAUUGCUUUUAUGCCAGGACAAAUUACAAGAAAGGCGAUCAGGUUCUAUUAUGCUAUGGAACAUACACGAAUUUGGAGCUUCUUGAACACUAUGGAUUUCUCUUACAAGAAAAUCCAAAUGACAAAAUUUUCAUCCCUUUGGAACCUGCUAUGUACACUUCUACUUCAUGGUCUAAGGAAUCACUCUAUAUCCAUCAUGACGGGAAGCCUUCAUUUGCGCUACUAGCUGCGUUACGAUUGUGGGCAACCCCUCAUAAUAAAAGGAGGUCUGUCGGACAUCUUGCAUAUUCCGGUUCUCAACUGUCUGCCGACAAUGAAAUUAUUAUUAUGAAAUGGUUGUCAAAAACUUGUGACGCUGUCUUAAAGAAUAUGCCGACAUCAAUUGAAGACGAUACCUUACUCGUGAAUGCAUUAGAUAGUACUAUUAGUCAAGACUUAAUAACUUUCAUGAAGAUUGCAAAACUUAUGUCUUCUAGGGAUGAAGUUUAUACUUUCUUAGAAGCUCAUAAUAUAACAGACGCGCUUAGUUUGAGUGAGAUGAUUUUAUCUAAAAAAGCGAGAAGUUCAAUGGAGAGAUGGAAAUUAGCUGUCCUAUGGAGGCUCAGGUAUAAGAAAGUCCUUGUUGAUUGCAUCUCUUAUUGCAAUAGAGUAUUAGAUUCUUUCAUGAGAUAAUGUUAUGAUGUAUUGGUUGUAAUGCAGUUAAGGUUUUCCCUUUUAUAUGUAAGAGAUAUGAUUGUACUGGAAAAGAGUGAAAUAAGGAAAAAGAAGCUAACCUUAUGCAAA
Messenger RNA from Trifolium pratense (red clover), 1766 nucleotides. Its product is annotated as protein SET DOMAIN GROUP 40. Bases 63 to 1655 code for a protein of 530 amino acids. Lineage: Eukaryota; Viridiplantae; Streptophyta; Magnoliopsida; Fabales; Fabaceae. Gene Ontology annotation, molecular function: protein binding; protein-lysine N-methyltransferase activity. The transcript has 5 exons. The record is from RefSeq and is a predicted model, not a curated record. Gene Ontology annotation, biological process: peptidyl-lysine monomethylation.